Messenger RNA from Exophiala mesophila, 540 nucleotides. RefSeq lists its product as uncharacterized. Bases 1 to 540 code for a protein of 179 amino acids. The transcript is spliced from 3 exons. The record is from RefSeq and is a predicted model, not a curated record. Lineage: Eukaryota; Fungi; Ascomycota; Eurotiomycetes; Chaetothyriales; Herpotrichiellaceae.
AUGGUGCACGACAUUACCACAAGAAGAGUUGUGACAGGUCACGAUGCUGAUGGCAAAGCCAUCUUCGUGGACGACACUGUCUUGACGUCUCUCGACCCACGCAACGGCCAGCCACAGUCAGGUGGCUUUUAUGGCAACUCCACCAUCUGGAAGACCGUGGGGAUCCCAUCAACAGUCAACGCACCCUUUACAAAUUUGCACGGCAAGCCAAUUGGCAUAACUGAGCCGGAUGGUGUGAUCUGCCGUGUCAUCAACUUCCCUCCCCAAGGGCCAGUGAAAGACGAAUUCAACAUUAUGCAUCGGACCCAGAGCGAAGACUUUGGUAUUGUGAUAGAAGGAGAGAUGGAACUUGUUCUCGAGGGUGGAAACAAAACUACUCUCAAGAAGGGUGAUGUCGUCGUCCAACGCGGAACCAAUCAUCAAUGGAUCAAUACCUCUCCAAAUUACUGUGUAAUGGCAUUCAUCCUCGUCCCAUCGGAUAAGCCUGUUAUAGAGAAAACUGGAGAGGUUCUUGAGUCUACUGUCUUUCCGAGUUCCUAG